Messenger RNA from Sorex fumeus (smoky shrew), 4261 nucleotides. RefSeq names its product cysteine and serine rich nuclear protein 2 (gene CSRNP2). Bases 187 to 1818 code for a protein of 543 amino acids. The record is from RefSeq and is a predicted model, not a curated record. Gene Ontology annotation, molecular function: sequence-specific DNA binding; DNA-binding transcription factor activity, RNA polymerase II-specific. Gene Ontology annotation, cellular component: nucleus. Gene Ontology annotation, biological process: regulation of transcription by RNA polymerase II. The transcript has 5 exons. Lineage: Eukaryota; Metazoa; Chordata; Mammalia; Eulipotyphla; Soricidae.
AGAGUGGCUGUGUGUCCGACAAGCCGUUCUUCCGUGGGCAAUGGUAGAAGUUGUCCCCGCGGGGCCCAGUGUCCCCUUGUCCUACGGUUUUCAGCCCCAGAAUGCUAACGCACCUGACUAGCCGGUGGUGAGCAGGGGCUUUGGGGCCAACGUAGUGGGCUCCCCAAGGAAACCCCCUUGAAACCAAUGGAUGCAUUCACGGGCUCGAGUCUCAAGAGGAAGUUCGAUGAUGUGGAUGUGGGCUCAUCAGUUUCCAACUCUGACGAUGAGAUCUCUAGCAGUGACAGUGCUGACAGCUGCGACAGCCUCAAUCCUCCGACAACUGCCAGCUUUACACCCACAUCCAUCCUGAAGCGGCAGAAGCAGCUGCGGAGGAAGAAUGUUCGCUUCGACCAGGUGACGGUGUACUACUUUGCCCGGCGCCAGGGUUUCACCAGUGUGCCCAGCCAGGGUGGCAGCUCGCUGGGCAUGGCCCAGCGCCAUAACUCUGUGCGAAGCUACACCCUGUGUGAGUUUGCUCAAGAGCAGGAGGUGAACCAUCGGGAGAUUCUUCGUGAGCAUCUGAAGGAGGAGAAACUCCACGCCAAGAAGAUGAAGUUGACCAAAAAUGGGACAGUGGAGUCAGUGGAGGCUGAUGGCCUGACACUAGAUGACGUGUCAGAUGAAGAUAUCGAUGUGGAAAAUGUGGAGGUGGAUGAUUACUUCUUCCUCCAGCCUCUGCCCACCAAACGGCGACGGGCCCUGCUGAGGGCUUCUGGGGUUCACCGCAUCGACGCGGAGGAGAAGCAGGAACUUCGUGCCAUCCGCUUGUCACGGGAAGAGUGUGGCUGUGACUGCCGACUGUAUUGUGACCCAGAGGCAUGUGCCUGUAGUCAGGCCGGGAUUAAAUGCCAGGUGGAUCGCAUGUCCUUUCCGUGUGGCUGCUCCCGAGACGGCUGUGGGAACAUGGCUGGGCGCAUUGAAUUCAACCCGAUCCGGGUCCGGACUCAUUACCUCCACACCAUCAUGAAGCUGGAGCUGGAGAGCAAGAGGCAGGUGAGCCGCCCGCUGGCCCUCCACGAGGAGCCCUCGGCCACGGCCACCUGCAGCCUCACCGGGGCGCACGGCUCGGAGACGCAGGACUUCCAGGAGUUCAUUGCUGAGAACGAGACGGCAGUGAUGCACCUGCAGAGCGCGGAGGAACUGGAGCGGCUCAAGGCGGAGGAAGACGCCAGCGGCUCCAGCGCCAGCCUGGACUCCAGCAUCGAGAGCCUGGGCGUGUGCAUCCUGGAGGAGCCCCUGGCUGUGCCCGAGGAGCUGUGCCCGGGCCUCACCGCCCCCAUUCUCAUCCAGGCUCAGCUGCCCCCUGGCUCCUCGGUUCUGUGUUUUGCUGAGAACUCGGACCACGCAACCGCUUCGGCAGUGAGCAGCCCCUCCUACUUGAACAGUGGGCCCCUGGUGUAUUACCAGGUGGAGCAGAGGCCAGUCUUGGGGGUGAAAGGAGAGUCCGGCACAGAAGAAGUCCCACCUUCUUUCCCCAAGGAGAAGGAUCUGAAUGUCUUCUCUCUCCCUGUUACCUCACUGGUGGCGUGCAGUUCCACAGACCCAGCUGCCCUCUGUAAACCAGAAGUGGGGAAGUCAUCCACUCUAGAAGUGCUCAUGCCCGAAGACUGUAGCCCCGAGGAGCCUGAGAACGAAGACUUCCGCCCCUCUUGGUCCCCCUCCAACCUCCCCUUUCGCACGGACAGUGAAGAGGGCUGUGGGGUGGACAAGUCCUCACAGCCCAGUGAGGACCGGCCUCCCGAAGAUUCUGCACUGGAACUUCCCCUGGCAGUGUGACGCGGGGCUGGAGCGUCUGUCUCUUACCCAUUCUCUAUUUAUUCCCUAUUUUACCUAACGCCAUUUCAAAACAAAACUGUAGAAGCACCUGCUGCUCCCAUGUUAUUUUAUUGGGGUCUUUGGGAAAUGGGAGGGGGGUGGCGGGGGGAAAGAUUGUACAAGUAUUUCGUAAAGGGAAACAAUCAAGGAGAUGGGCUCCAGCUUGGUCUGGGCCUCAAGUCUGCGCAGAGGCAGCUGUGUAGUGAACACUGAGCUUUCUGGGCCAUCGGAACGAAGAGCUAGAUGUCACAGGAGGAGCUGGGUAAUCAAGCAGCUUCCCCCCUGCAGGGGCCAGAACAGUCACCGAACAGCACGAAAGCCCCUUCCGGUUCCCAGGUAGGGGCACAAGCUUGAUUUUCUUUGUGGUCCCUCUGAUGUCCCUUAUUGGUGUGUCAUAAUAAAUUGGAAAUAAUCACCCACGCCAGUCUAGAGAGGAUGGAAAGGUCUCUGCUUCUGUACAGAAUCUCUGGAACUAAAAAAAAACGAACCGCCUCCCCCUGGUUCCCUAUCUGGUAAAUAAGUUAAUAUUUGACAUGUUUGGUGUUCCCUGACCUGUUCCCCACACUGGGGACUCCUGGUCUGUAACUUGAAUUGUCAAUUUCCUGUUUUUAGGUACUAGAGUUACACGAGUCUUGGUUUUCCCCCUCCUCUAUAUUUUCCUUUGAAGAAGAGGAGCAGUUUGGCUGGGGAUUGGUCUAAGGGCCCAAGGCUGCAGUGUGCCCCCCCGCCCGGCCAGUUGGCAGGAAGCUGUAAGCCCGGGCUCAGCCAUCCCAGGGGAGGCAUAUAUGCAGCAGUAACUGUGUCCAAAGGAGGCAGCAGAGCAGCUGCUGUGGGAAAAGACGACUUUUCUUUGUGCCAUGCUUGCUUUUUUGCCCUGGAUUAUUGUUCCCCUUCUUUGGGAGAUUCAAGCUUUAAUGGAAUGUAGGAUGUGGCAACUAGUUUGUCACCAACUAGUUUUUGUUUGUUUUGUUUCGUAUCUACCUCCUGUCUGGUCCUUCUUGGCCGUACAGGGGUAGAGAGUUCUAAUACUAUUCCAGUUCACGCCCGCUGCCCCUGCCCACUAGAUUGGCAGAUGCUUAUUAGGCCAUCUUGAUGACACAUGAAAAAAGGAAGGCGAACAUCCUUAAAUACCACAUACCUCUCCCAAGAUACAAAUAAUUCCAGCUUUUGACUAUAACCACUGAGAUUCAUACAGUGAGACUCCUUCCGUUCUUCUAUCACAGGGAAUAUAGUUAUUUCUCUUAGGUCCAACUUACGUGCCAGGCCCUGCUGCUUUUUAUACCACUCAAAAUUUUUCUAAAUUUUUUGUAGCAAAUGGUACCAUUACCGGGUAGUAUCCUUUCCACAAUGCCUCGCUUCUGGUGUGGCUUAUUAGCAGGAAAGAACAAAAUGGACAAAAGAGACUGGGGUGAGGGAGAGAACUUCCUACGUUGCUCACAAAAGCCUUUUCCCGUGGGCGACCAAGGCACCAGUGUCUAAAGCAGUCUUCAUUGCUGUUGCCACUGCGUUCCAACUGCGUUUAAACUGAGCCAGAGAGGCCCUGUACUUAGCAGACAUCCCUUUUAACCCCUUCUGCCUCUUGUUCAUUCCUGUUCUGAGGGGAGGCAAGGCAGUUAAGUACAUAGAUUCUUACCUCUCCCCAACUCCAGUCUCACUAAACAGAUGAGAGUCUGCGGUGUCUGAGCUCUACGUGCUGCCCCAAACCCAGUUUCUCCCUUCCUAGACUGGGCACCCUCAGAUGCGAGACUGAAGCUUAGUUGGGAGUUUUACUCUGGAAAAAAGAAUCAUUCUGAAAGUUCAUGUGGAAGGGGAGUCAACUUUAUGCAUUCCCUCUUUAGGAAGGAUCCAGCCGAAUCAAGAAUGUGGAUUCUAGCUGAGCAGUGAGACACAUUAGCCUCUGGGAUCAAAUCAAAAGUCUGAAUCUACUUAAAUUCAUUGCCAACCCCCAAGACACUUUAUUUUUCGAAAAACUAGUUCCUUAAUAGAAGUCUUAUCGCUUCACUAACUUCAAUCCUAACACUGAUCCCAAGCAUUAAAAUGCUAAAUAUUAACAUUUAGCAGACCUGUCUUGUCAAGGGGCCUUUUCUACAACCUAGUCUAUCUCAUUUUUGGUGCUACCUGAGGUGGACAGAAGCACGGUUGCCAGAAAAGCGAGGCCUUUUAUCACAGAAGCAAAGAGCUUCAGUCCCACUCAGCUCAGUUGAGGCCUAGAUAAAUGACUUAUUAAAAUUCCUUUCUCAUAUUGUACACAGGUAGUAUUCUCAAUGUGAAUCCAAAGCUUGUAUGUUUCUCUGAAAACACUUUUAUUUUUCCCCUUUUAGGUCCUUGACAUUGUGAUAAUACUGUAUUUAAAGAGAAUAUUUAAAUGUAAUAUUAAAGAAAUAUUCAAAAGAACGGUGUAUUC